Messenger RNA from Capsella rubella, 1974 nucleotides. RefSeq names its product poly(A) polymerase I. The record is from RefSeq and is a predicted model, not a curated record. The coding region runs from base 106 to 1686 and encodes 526 amino acids. Gene Ontology annotation, molecular function: nucleotidyltransferase activity; RNA binding. The transcript has 14 exons. NCBI's taxonomy places the organism in Eukaryota, Viridiplantae, Streptophyta, Magnoliopsida, Brassicales, Brassicaceae. Gene Ontology annotation, biological process: RNA processing.
AGAACCUCCUCUUCAAGCCUCUCUCUGUUGCUGCUCUUUUUCAAUCCACUGAACUGAUAAAAGUUUGAAUACCCCAUGAUGAAAUGUUGAAUCUUUUCAAUUCCCAUGGUGAUUUCCAGUGUGGGUUUCACUUGCAGAUCAUACAAUUUCCCUGUUCGUACUCUCCAGUACCACCGCUUAUGGAAGAUUCGGUUCAACACUGUUGCUGCUUCAAUUGAGACUAUUGAUGAUGGUUUCACCAAAGACGGUGAUCGUCAAGACAAGGUUUCUGUUGGAACAAGGGACUGUGAGUGGAAGCAACUAAGUUCGAAAGACCUUGGAAUAAGCAGUUCAAUGAUUGCAAAACCCACUAGAAAAGUGCUUAAUGGCCUUAAGAACAAAGGACAUGAUGUUUACCUUGUGGGAGGCUGUGUACGGGAUCUUAUACUGAAACGGACACCAAAAGACUUUGAUAUACUCACCUCUGCAGAGCUUAAAGAGGUGGUUCGGACUUUCCCAAGAUGUGAAAUUGUUGGCAGAAGGUUUCCUAUAUGUCACGUAUACGUUGGAGAUGAUUUAGUAGAGGUUUCGAGUUUUAGUACCUCUGCACAGAAUUCCCGGGGAAACAUGAGAACUGAACUUAAAGAAUCGAGUGGCUCAGAUGGUGACGAGGACUGUAUCCGUUUGAAUAACUGUUUGCAGCGUGAUUUCACGAUUAAUGGUUUGAUGUUUGAUCCAUAUGCCAAAGUGGUAUAUGACUAUCUGGGAGGAAUAGAAGAUAUUAAAAGAGCUAAAGUUCGAACAGUUAUUCACGCGGGCACGUCUUUUCAACAGGACUGUGCUCGGAUUCUUCGUGCAAUAAGAAUUGCUGCGCGUUUAGGUUUCAGAAUGUCCAAGGAAACCGCUCAUUUUGUUAAGAACCUUUCUUUCCUAGUACAAAGACUUGACAAGGGAAGGAUCUUGAUGGAAAUGAAUUACAUGUUAGCUUAUGGAUCAGCAGAAGCUUCUUUGAGAUUGCUGUGGAAAUUUGGGAUACUAGAGAUUAUUCUACCAAUUCAGGCAGCAUAUCUUGUACGCAGUGGUUUCAGGAGACGUGAUAAAAGGACUAACAUGCUUCUGUCUCUCUUUGCUAAUUUGGAUAAAUUAUUAGCGCCUGAUAGGCCUUGUCACAGCAGCUUAUGGAUAGCAAUCUUGGCGUUUCAUAAAGCACUUGCUGAUCAACCUCGAAGUCCUUUAGUUGUAGCUGCGUUUUGCCUCGCUGUUCACAACUGUGGAGAUAUUCUAGAAGCUGUGGAAAUCACAAAGAAGAUCACUAGGGAACACGAUAGAAGCUUCAUCGAGCUAGUAGAGCCCGAGGAUAAUCUCGACUUCGAAACCCUGUUGGACGAGGUCAUGGAUCUUGAUGUUUCUAUCAAAGAUGCCUUAAACCAGAUGACUGAUGGGUAUUUUAUAUCGAAAGCUAUGGCAGCUUACCCUCAAGCACCGUAUUCAGAUAUGGUGUUUAUACCGUUGCAAUUGUACCUUAGAGCAAGCAGAAUCUUCGAGUGUGUGAGAAAAGAGGAGACACAAAUGGGAUUUGAGGCGAAGCAAGGAAGCAAGAUCGAGUAUGGUUCGUUACUUUCAGGGGAUUUCCCGGAAACAAGGCAUGUCUUUGCGAGGGUCGUGUUCGAUACUGUCUUUCCUUUAAAUCCAUCUCGAGAAUUGUAAAAAAAAUCUUUUGAGUCCUUAAAAAAGCUUGGGACACCAAAAGACUUCUUGGGAGGUGGAGAAAGUAACCAGGCUUUGAUUUUACAGAUAUCUUUCUUUCACUUCGAGUCUUCUUCACUUUUUUGGCGCGCCGGAGUUCGUUAGGCCGUUACAUGAAAUGACAUAUUAGUCCGUAUGAUUUGCGUUUGUUUCUUUACCAUUUCAAGUUUAUAAAACUGUAAAUAAUUGAAACUCCUACGGUAAAAACAGAAAAUUUGCUCCAUUCAAAUGGAUUUUCAUAGUUUAAUA